Molecule: messenger RNA, 1077 nt
Organism: Olea europaea var. sylvestris
Lineage: Eukaryota; Viridiplantae; Streptophyta; Magnoliopsida; Lamiales; Oleaceae
Exons: 3
Coding region: 1-1077 (358 amino acids)
Source: RefSeq, a predicted model, not a curated record
AUGGCUAAAACAGCAGAAGCAGCAUAUGCUUUGCUGGAUGACUUAGCUACAAACUGCUAUCAAUGGCAAAGUGAGAGAUCAAUCAUGAAGAAGGUAGCAGGUAUGUAUGAAGUGGAUCCCAUCAUAGCAUUGGCAUCUCAAGUGUUAUCACUUACCAAUCAGAUAACUACACUCACUACGCAAGGAAAUGACCAAAGGGCAAAUUCAGUUAUGGCCACUUUCUCAGUUUAUCCGGAGACAAAAAUGGUGAACGAACAGGUUCAAUAUAUCAACAGCGGAAAUUUCAAUCAGAGGGGCAACUAUUCUUCCAAUCACUAUCAUCCAGGGUUGAGAAACCAUGAAAAUCUUUUAUAUGGCAACAAUAGAAACACACUUCAACCUCCAACGGGGUUCAACAAUCAGCAUUCUGAAGGGAAACCAUCAUUAGAAGACAUUCUUGGAACUUUCAUCUCUAAGACAAGAUCACGGUUUAACAAAGAUGAGUCGAGCAGGGACACAGAAAUCAAUCCGAAGGAACAUUGCAAGGCCAUCACAUUAAGAAGUGGAAAGGAAGUCGGAGAAAAUAUGCCUACAGAAGAGACUACUACCACCUUUGACAAGGAGGAAGAACAACCAAAUGCAACACAGGAAAAUCAGAUCAAGGAACCCACACUUCCAUUUUCACAAAGAUUUCAGAAGAAGAAAUUGGAUGAGCAGUUUGCCAAAUUCUUGGAUAUCUUCAAGAAGAUUCGUAUUAACAUCCCAUUCGCUGAUGCUCUAGAACAAAUGCCAAACUAUGCAAAGUUCAUGAAAGAUGUGAUGUCAAAGAAGAGGAAAUUGGAAGAAUACCAAACAAUGAAGUGGACAAAAGAAUGCAGUGCAAUUCUUCAAAAGAACCCCCCUCAGAAAAGGAAGGAUCUAGGUAGCUUCACAAUUCCCUACACUACUGGAGACUCCUCUUUUGACAAAGCUCUUUGUGACCUUGGAGCCAGCAUAAAUCUGAUGCCACUCUCAGUAUUCAAGAAGUUGGGUCUCGGGGAAGUUAAACAAAUAAUGGUGACUUUGCAGUUAGCUGAUCAAUCCCUCACUUACCCAUGA